UAACUGUUAUUCAUUAAUUUAUUGAUAGGAAGAGGUGUGUUUGCAUUGGAGCCCAUUCAUAAAGGUUCAUUCGUUUUGGAGUACAGAGGAGUUUUGAAGACGACUGAUAAGACUACAGCGUGGAAUGAGUAUACAUACGUCUUCAAACACAAAGGAACGGAACAUUGCAUUGAUGCUUCAAGUGAAGAUGGGACACUUGGCAGACUCGUGAAUGAUGCUGAAAAACCAAAUGCAAAAAUGAAAAAAAUAGAGGUGGAUGGUGUACCCAGUCUGUGUUUGUUUGCCAUUGUUGACAUUGAGGAAGGGCAAGAAAUAACCUAUGACUACGGAGGAGAAAACCUGCCAUGGCGUUCUUCCCAAAGGCAUCAAAUAUCCAAGCCUAUGGCUCCAAGUACAGUAGAGAAACCUGUUCUCCACACACCAGUCGUCUCUCCAUCUACAGGCGACAUACCAUUCCUUUCCUCCACUGUGCUCCCUGAAGAGAAUAAAAGUGACUUCAGUGAAGAGGAGCUAUCGGAUGAUGUAUCUGAUCCAGAAUACGUUCCAGGCUCAGAAAGUGACACAGAGGAUGAGGAACCAAUAAACAGCUUGGCAAACCCAACAUUACAGGUCGCUGAAGAAUCACUAAUGGAUACCUCUAUGAACUGUAAUGUCACAGAUGACACCCCUAACACUGGACAAUCUUGCACCAACACAGUACCUUCAACCAGUGUUGUAAAAGCAGGACAAAAUUUCUGCUUCAUUUGCAAGGAUUUUCAUUUCAAAAUAGCGCGGCAUUAUAAAACUCACAUAAAAGAGAAUUCUGAUGUUGCAUAUGCCCUUAGUCUCCCAGCAAGCUCAACAACUAGGAAGAAGCUUCUAGAGAAUCUUCGCAACAGGGGAAACUUUGAGUAUAACAGAGAUGUGCUGAAAAAAGGAAGUGGUCAGCUCAAAGUGAAGCGCAGAGCCAAGAAGGUUGAAUGCAAAAAAUAUGAAUAUUGUAUCCAUUGUAAGGGUAUGUUUUUGCGACCAGAACUAUGGAGACAUAUGAAAAGGUGCUCCUCCAAACCAGAGGAACAGGAUCAUCAAGGAAGAAAAAGAGUGCUCGGCCUAGCAUCUGCAAUCCAGUCAGCAUGUUCAAGCACAGUUGAUGAUGGGGUGCUUAAAAUGUUAAGCCAUAUGCAUGACGAUGUCAUUGCAAGUGUUAUUCGUAAUGACUUCUGCCUUCUUCGGUAUGCUGACACCCUUUUCGCAAAACAUGGACAUGACCCUUCAAAACAUGACUAUAUCCGCCAAAAAAUCCGUCAGCUGGGAAGAUUCCUGCAAACCAUUCGCAAAAGGUCUUUAAUCCUAACCUUAGAGGAUGCCAUAAAACCAGGUAAUUUCAUGGAAGUAAUUGAAGCAGUAAAAGAAACAGCAGGAUUUGAUAAAGAAAAGAACUGUUACAAAACUCCAAGCCUUGCACUUAAAAUUGGACACUCACUGUUGAAAGUGAGUGACAUCAUUCAUUGUCAUGCUCUUAUGGCUGGAGAUGACAACUUGAUUAAAUCCUCAAAGGCGUUUCAGAAGCUUUAUACUGCAAAGUGGUCGGAGUACAUAUCCCACUGUGCCUUAAGCACCAUUAGUGACCUGAAAUAUAACAAAACAGCCAAAUUACCGCUCACUGAUGAUGUAACGAAAUUUAACAAGCAUCUUGACAAAACUGUUGAAUCAGCAACUGCUGCAUUAAAGAAGGAGACAACAGUGCAGAACUACUCCAGCCUUGCAAAAGCCGCAUUGACCAAGAUUGUCCUUUUCAAUAGAAGACGUGUUGGGGAGGUCUCAAAGAUGAAACUGAGACACUUUCUGGAAAGAAACAAAGAAACAAACACCCUUGAUGAAUUGGGGCUGUCAGAGUGUGAAAAGAAACUCUGCAACUAUUUUGAGCGUGUUGAACUAAAAGGAAAAAGGGAUAGAAAGGUAGCAGUGCUGCUGACACCUAAGAUGGUAAAUGGACUCAACAUUAUGAUUGAGAAGAGGAAAGAAUGUGGUGUCCCAGACCAAAAUGAAUACUUGUUUGCUGUACCAAAUUGUCUGACUUACUACAGAGGACAUCAGUGUCUCAGACAGCUCGCAGAUGAGUGUGGUGCCAAGAGGCCAGAGUAUCUACGAUCAACUCAACUGCGCAAAGACAUAGCGACCACAUCACAAAUCCUGAACUUGAAGAGCAAUGAACUAGAUCAGCUUGCUGAUUUUAUGGGGCACGAUAUAUCAGUACAUAGACAGUUCUACCGUCUGUCAGAGCCUACCAUACAGAGUGCCAAAAUUUCCAAGUUGCUCCUUGCACUGGAAAAGGGAAAGAUGCAUGAGCUUAAAGGAAAAUCUCUUGACGAAAUUGAAGAUGUCACAGAUGAUGAUGAUGAGAGUGAGGAGGAACAAACAUUCACAACAAACAUUCACAACAAAGCAGAGGUAGAUUGUCCUCGUGAACUGAACGACAUGGACACUCCUGAUGCAGAUGGACUCCCUCCUGUACAUAAUGUACGCAAAGACAAGACACGAAGACCAUGGACCAAAGCAGAAGAAAAAGCUGUGCUGAGACAUUUCAAGUCUCACAUAAUUAAAGGUCAUUUAGCAUCAAAGAAGGAGUGUGUGGUUUGCAAAGAAUGUGAACAGCCAGCACUGAAAAAUAGAACAUGCCAAAACAUUAGAGACUUUGUGAGAAACAAGGGCUGA
Molecule: messenger RNA, 2694 nt
Organism: Etheostoma spectabile (orangethroat darter)
Lineage: Eukaryota; Metazoa; Chordata; Actinopteri; Perciformes; Percidae
Exons: 7
Coding region: 238-2694 (818 amino acids)
Source: RefSeq, a predicted model, not a curated record